AUGAGCCCAGUAUGCACGCGGAAGGAUCCGCGGCAGCAACAAGCCUUUUGCCCCAUGAGCAUACCCGUGACGCACCAUGCUCCAGUCAGCUUGAGACCCGCAGCCGGGCAUGACCGGGCAUAUCCCCAAAACGACGAAUGGAACAAGUAUAAGCCUCUAUUGAGGAGGCUAUACUUGGACGAGAAGAAGACCCUUGUUGAAGUGAGGGAUCUCAUGAGGACACAGUACAAAGCCAAGAUGUACAAGACACGAUUCAUAGCCUGGGGCUGGCGGAAGAACAUCAAGUUAACAGCGGGCCUCGAUCCUAAAGUAGUGCAAGACACUCCCUACGAGGACUCUGUCAGGCCCGGCACUCAGAUCCGCCUGGCUAAUGGACAAGUCGUCGACACAUCCCGCCUCCAGAAGCACCUCCGGCGGAAGAGAGUCGUCACAAAGGUGCCGCUUACCGCGGUGGUUCGGCCGCCAGACAACCAUCACGUUUCUGAGGCGGUCUUCGCCCACACGCGCACAUACGUCUUUGGUCGGCAUGAGAGGGAGAUUGCCAACCUGACAGAAGCGCUCAGCAUCAUCUCGCUCGACCGGCCGAGCACUACCCGGUGGUUUAAUUUUACGGGCGGGAUCAACGAGGCAAUGAGACAGAACAACGUGAGCCAGGCUCUCGUCCAGAUGCGCAAGGCGCCUGAUGAGAUCGCCAUCAUGUUCAAGUCCCAGCCCAGCACAACAAUCUGCAACAUAUUCAUGCUGAUCGUACAGCUGAAUCGCUAUGCGGAAGCCACCGGCGCCGAUGCUGAACAGUUUAGGGUCCUCCUCAAGGCGCUACUCAAAUACGCCGCGUCUCUAGGAUUCUCCGGCGCUCUGGGCAUGCCGAGCUCACACCCACUACCUCAUCUCAUGCAGAGCCUAGCAGUUGUCCCGCACAGCGACCUGAACGAGGUAGCGAUCAGGGCGUGGAAGGUGACGUGUCAAGCAUGGGCCGAGAUGGCCUUUUCCAACUACUUUUCAGCAGUCGGCACAAAGUCACUCGCGACUUGGCUCCGCGUCGGAGACCAGGGCGAAAUGGACGGCAUGUGGUUCUUUCAGCUCAUAGAGAUGAUUAUUGACGAGCAAUUGGCGGCCUACGAACAAAUGUUCGGCACGCGUGACUACCGAUAUAUCGAUACCCUCCUGGCCAAGGCCGAGCUGCUGUCGUAUGUAGAUAUGGCUAAAGGGGCUGACUGUUACCAAGACCCGAGAGUCAUCGCUCUGUAUGAGCAAAUGCUGGUCAAUGGAGCUCAAGGGCCUCGGAGGACUGCCGCUCUGAGAUUUCUUGCGAGAGGGGACGCGAAAGCAUGA
This is a messenger RNA of Diaporthe citri, 1332 nucleotides long. RefSeq lists its product as uncharacterized. The record is from RefSeq and is a predicted model, not a curated record. The transcript has 2 exons. NCBI's taxonomy places the organism in Eukaryota, Fungi, Ascomycota, Sordariomycetes, Diaporthales, Diaporthaceae. The coding region runs from base 1 to 1332 and encodes 443 amino acids.